This is a messenger RNA of Blumeria graminis f. sp. triticale, 900 nucleotides long. The record is from the annotation of a GenBank genome assembly. NCBI's taxonomy places the organism in Eukaryota, Fungi, Ascomycota, Leotiomycetes, Helotiales, Erysiphaceae.
AUGAAAAAUCUAAAAUACGCCUUCAGAUGCCAGUCUCUCUUACUGAAAGCUAUAUUUUUCAUGUUUCUAAUCUCAGCCAAUGCAUCAUUGACUCUAGAGGAUGUGAAACAACCAAGAGAGCCUGGAUACCACUGUCGUAAUAAAAAAUAUACAUUCAGUCAAGUUGAAGCGACUCGUAGAGUAGCUUGUAAAGCAUUCUUAUCAACAAGGGAUGAUGCGAGAAGACCACUUGUUACACAAGAUCACAUUGAUGUGGAAAAUUUGAUAUACCAAUGGUCUCUUCCGACACGUCCAACUAAUCAUCCUACUGAUGAAGGUAAAAAUGAUAAAGGAAAAAUCGUCUUUAAUAAUAGAUGUGAACUGAUAAACGUGGUUUAUUACGAUCCUAAUAAGAUUCAAGAUUAUUUAUGCCAAAAAGUAUCUAAGGUAUCAUCGAUUACAACUUCAAGGAAGAAUAAAGUCCCAGAAAACCCUGUCGUUCAAUGCGGAUCACUGGCCCUAAAAAUUGAAGAGAUUCAGGAAUACGCACGCUCCAAAUUUUUACAUUCCCUGCCUGAAUUUUUUGAAGUGAAAAAUACAUUCGAUCGAAUUGAUGGUCCAUGGAAGAGAGCCUUAUUUAGCAAAACAAUACUUAUAAGUCGUCAACCGCACGAUGUACACUACGAAAUUGUAGUAGACAAAAAGGAUGAAGUUCGUGGCAUGGUUGUUACGCACCACAUAGGCCGAAAAUUAAUCUCAGCCAGAACUUAUGAUGCAGUAAAAUAUCACGGGUCCCGCAGAACAAGGCUGAAAAAGGAGACCAUCAGACUCGUCUGCUUCUUUGACAAGACAUUUCCGCUUCUUCGUCCAACCCCAUCAUCAGAUGUAUCAAACCCUCUCAAACGCAAGACUUUGGCAUAG